This is a messenger RNA of Glossina fuscipes, 566 nucleotides long. RefSeq lists its product as uncharacterized. Gene Ontology annotation, cellular component: nucleus. NCBI's taxonomy places the organism in Eukaryota, Metazoa, Arthropoda, Insecta, Diptera, Glossinidae. Gene Ontology annotation, molecular function: zinc ion binding. The annotation marks the transcript as partial. The transcript is spliced from 2 exons. The record is from RefSeq and is a predicted model, not a curated record.
UUAUCUGAGUAUUGCCAUCACUAAUAUUUUAAUGGAAAAUAAAUUAAAAUAUAUUCACAAACGUUGAAUGAAAAAUGUCUUUGGAUUUACGGAAUCAAUGUCGAACAUGCCUUAAGACUGAUAUUAAAUUGCAGAAGUUGACUGCUAUGAUUGACGGAAAGGCUGCAACAACGUACAAGGAUGCGUUAAAGACUCUGGCAAACUUCUUGUUUAAAGCUGAAUAUGAAGACGAAAUGCCGCAAAGAAUAUGCGAUGGUUGUUGCCGUAAACUGCGGUCGGCCCAAAAUUUCAUUAUUCAAGCAGAGGAAGCUAACGACAAGUUAAUACGAAUUCUAAAGGAUAUACAGCAGAUGCCUUCCCUAAAGCAAUUGGAUUGCUUGAAUGAAAAUCCCAUUGAAUUGUCCAGCACUGUUGAGCAAUGUCUGCAAAUCAAAAUGGAGGUAGAAAAUUUUGAGAGCGCGGAAAAAGACUUAAAACAAAUAGACAAUUGGAUUGAUAAUAUUGCAAUUAAAAAUGAGCCACAAUUUGAUGGCGAAAAUCAAUUAUUAAAGAGCGUUGAAAAGGAU